This is a messenger RNA of Agelaius phoeniceus (red-winged blackbird), 1383 nucleotides long. The record is from RefSeq and is a predicted model, not a curated record. NCBI's taxonomy places the organism in Eukaryota, Metazoa, Chordata, Aves, Passeriformes, Icteridae.
AAUAGAGGGGCGUGGUCAAGUGAGCGGCAGCGGCGGCGGGGUGCUGACCGAGACCCCUGCCCAUGGCCCACAGCACCAAGCAGCCGCCUGCCGCCCUGCUACACGCCACGGGCAAGGCUCAGCAUGGGAACUUCCUGGUGGCCAUCAAACAGGAGAAGGGAGAGUCGGCGCGGGUGGGCGGCGAGAAGCCGGAGGAGGAGCCGGUGAAGAAGAGGGGCUGGCCCAAGGGCAAGAAGAGGAAGAAGAUCCUUCCCAACGGCCCCAAAGCCCCCGUGACGGGCUACGUGCGCUUCCUGAACGAGCGGCGCGAGCAGAUCCGCACGCAGCACCCUGACCUGCCCUUCCCAGAGAUCACAAAGAUGCUGGGAGCAGAGUGGAGCAAACUGCAGCUCUCAGAGAAGCAGCGGUACCUGGACGAGGCAGAGCGGGAGAAGCAGCAGUACAUGAAGGAGCUGCGGGAGUACCAGCAGUCAGAGGCCUACAAAAUGUGCACAGAGAAGAUCCAGGAGAAAAAGAUCAAAAAAGAGGACGUGGGCACGGUGGGUGUGAACACCCUACUCAACGGGCACCCGCACAAGGCUGGUGAGUGCAGCGACACCUUCUCCACCUUCGAUGUGCCCAUCUUCACCGAGGAGUUCUUGGACCAAAACAAGGCCCGGGAGGCUGAGCUGCGGCGCCUGCGCAAGAUGAACACGGAGUUUGAGGAGCAGAAUGCCAUCCUGCAGAAGCACACGGAGAGCAUGAACUGCGCCAAGGAGAAGCUGGAGCAGGAGCUGGUGCAGGAGGAGCGGCAGACCCUGGCCCUGCAGCAGCAGCUCCAGUCUGUGCGGCAGGCCCUCACUGCCAGCUUCGCCUCCCUCCCCAUCCCCGGCACUGGGGAGACCCCCACGCUGAGCACCCUGGACUUCUACAUGGCCAAACUGCACAGUGCCAUUGAGAGCAACCCCCUGCAGCACGAGCCGCUGGUGCUGCGUGUCAAGGAGAUCCUGUCCCGGAUUGCCAGUGAACACUUGUGAGAGGACCAGUCCUUCAGACCCCGGACCUGGCUGGACCCCGGGCCUGUCCCUUGGAGCUCUCUCAAGGGACAGUCUCUGCAGGGGCUCUGGCUGCUCCCCCUGCCCCUUGCACCUUCCUGCAGCCUGGACUGCCUGACCCAGGGCUGCACCAGCUCCAGGGACCUUGAGCUUUGGGGGACAAGUGGUGACAGGGCUGAAAGCCCAGCUGGGGCAGUGCUGGGAGAGGGUCAGCAUCAGUGUGAGCACCCCUGGCUCUCCCCUGGUCCCCCAGCCCUGCCUUGCCAACCAGGGGCUCCCUGAAGCCUGACUGGGGCAGGGGAGGCGCUGGUGGGUUUGGGCCUGGAGUGAACACACCCCUCUAGGGUGA